CACACCAGAAGAGUUGAGUUGUCGCGCACGUUAGCUUUUGCUUUACAUAGAUGCGCACUUACGCCUAGAUUAGUAUUCUCCUAUAUUUUUUUUUCGGAUUUUCAAGGUUCUCUCAGUUGGCGCACAAAGUCCCCACAAACCACACAGAAAGAGAUACUAAAACAGAAAACACCCUUGCCUCUUGAGAGGACGAAAAUGGUGGCGGGUCAGCUUUAAGAGGUGGUGCUGGUGGCGGUGGUGUUGGAGAGCAGUCGCUUUUAAGAGGCUUGAUUUUUCCUGAUGCUCUUCAAUGCAAAUACUUCUUUGAGGCAUGUGAGCGGUGCUAUUCCUUCAUUCUUUAAGAAAAACCCACACCAGUUCUGCUUCCGAAAGUAUCAGAAAGUUUCUUGUUUUCCUGCUCACCUGGACUUGCAUGAGCACGUUGAGCCGAGUUUGGGAUUGAAAAGGUCGCCACUUCGUUUGAUCGAGGAAAUGGGAAGUGGUGGGGUUCUUCGAGCAAACUCGUAUGAGUUACCUCUUUCUUCUUCAUAUGAGUCUGCUAUGGAAGCACUUUCCUCUCUCAUUACUCGUCAGAAACGCGGAGAGAAAUCAAACAUUAAUGGUAAAUAUGAAAAAAUGGAGAGGAUGCAAAUGUAUUUGAAGAUAUUGGGUUUGGAGGAUCAGAUAGCUGGUCUCAAAAUUAUCCAUGUUGCUGGAACAAAAGGAAAGGGUUCAACUUGCUCAUUCUGUGAAGCCAUUUUACGGGAAAGUGGUUUUCGAACUGGACUUUUCACCUCUCCUCACUUAAUUGAUGUGAGAGAAAGAUUUCGUGUAGAUGGGUUGGAUAUUUCAGAAGAAAGUUUCCUACAAUACUUUUGGGACUGUUGGCACCAAUUGAAGGAAAAUCUUUCAGAGGACUUGCCAAUGCCCCCGCUUUUCCAAUUCCUAACUGUAUUAGCUUUUAAGAUAUUUAUAUCUGAAAAGGUGGACGUUGCAAUCAUUGAAGUUGGUCUUGGGGGAAGGAAGGAUUCAACGAAUGUGAUAAAAGAACCCGUUGUCUGCGGUAUUUCAUCGCUAGGGAUGGAUCAUAUUGAGUCACUGGGAGAUACCCUUGGGAAAAUUGCAUCACAUAAGGCUGGAAUUUUUAAGCCUGAAACACCCGCAUUCACUGUAGAUCAGCUUCCCGAAGCCAUGGAUGUUCUCCGGGAGAAAGCUUCUGAAUUGAUGGUUCCUUUGGAAGUAGUGCCACCUCUGGAGCCACAAACUUUGGGAGGACUGAAGCUCAGCUUGUCUGGUGAUCACCAGUAUGCGAAUGCUGCUCUUGCUGUCGCUCUUUGUAAAUGCUGGCUUCUGAAAACAGUAGAUGCAAAAGAUGUGUUGACAAAUGAAAAAGUAGAGGCAAAGUUACCGGAGCCAUUUCUUAGAGGUCUUGCAACUGCACGGCUCGGUGGGCGGGCACAGACUGUCUAUGACAGUUCAUCUGCUUCCAACUCGUCAGAAAUGAAAGAAAAUGCUACGGGGGAUCUGAUCUUCUACUUGGAUGGAGCUCACAGUCCAGAGAGUAUGGAGGUCUGUGCAAAAUGGUUCUCCAAUGCUGUAAUAGAAAACAGAAAUUCUUCAAUUAAGCAUGACGCGGAAAAUCACGAGAGUUCCAGCAAAAUCUCGAAGCAGAUCCUUUUAUUCAACUGCAUGGAGGUGAGAGACCCUCAGAUUCUUCUUCCUAGGCUCAUCACCACUUGUGCUUCUUCAGGUGUUCAUUUCUCAAAAGCCCUUUUUGUUCCAAGUAUGUCAGCAUAUAAUAAGGUUACCUCGGCCUCAAGUAUAUCAUCAGAUAUCUAUUCCAAGGACUUAAAAUGGCAGUACAUGUUGCAGAGGAUGUGGCAGAGGAUUCUCCAUGGGAAUGAAGCCGUAAAUGAUGACAACUCAAAACUUGAAACCUUAGAGACCCUGUUGCCACCUACAUCUUUCCUUUGCGGAAGUCCAACUGCAACUACUAGUAAAUGCAAUGGGGAAAAACAAUUCACUAGCAGUUGUGUCAUGACAUCAUUGCCUUCAACAAUAAAAUGGCUAAGGGACUGUGUCAGGGAAAACCCUUCCCUCAGAGUUCAGGUUUUGGUAACUGGAUCUCUGCACCUAGUUGGAGAUGUAUUGAAGCUCUUGAAAAGGUGAUUUGCCCUAAACACGCAACACUAACAGUAUUGUAAGACAUUCAUUCUUUCAGCAUGCAUCAGACAUUGUUUUAUUUUCCCGAGUUGCUUGUAGAAUAGCAUUUGUUGUAUCAUUUGAAACCGAAAACGAAUUGUUGCGUGGGUUGUUGUAACAUAUUGUGUUCAUACUGUCAUUUCAGUCCCAUUAAAUCUUGAGAAGCAGUUGAGAAAUGCAAUAGAGUUGAUUCCAA
Molecule: messenger RNA, 2377 nt
Organism: Papaver somniferum (opium poppy)
Lineage: Eukaryota; Viridiplantae; Streptophyta; Magnoliopsida; Ranunculales; Papaveraceae
Product: folylpolyglutamate synthase-like
Exons: 17
Coding region: 280-2148 (622 amino acids)
Biological process (GO): tetrahydrofolylpolyglutamate biosynthetic process
Cellular component (GO): cytosol; mitochondrion; cytoplasm
Molecular function (GO): ATP binding; tetrahydrofolylpolyglutamate synthase activity
Source: RefSeq, a predicted model, not a curated record